AUGGGAGGAGGAGUUUCUAAACACGUAUUUGAUCCGAAUAAAGAAGUUCUAAAGAUCAAUGGACGUAAUUUGACCGAUAUCCCAUUCGCCAUUCCCGAAGAUCAUCCUCUGAAACAGCUUGAUUUGGCUCAAAAUCACAUCCAAAGAAUUCCAUUAAAACUUCUCAAUCUAGAGUUACUUGACCUAUCACAGAAUGAUUUGCGACAAGUUCUUGCUGAUAAUCCAGAUGUCAUUUUAGAAUAUCCAAAGCUAAAAACGCUAAAUCUAACGGAAUGUAACAUAAAUGAAUAUCCUAAAAUGAUUAACUCACUCAAGACUAUUAGAGUUCUCAACCUUGAUCGAAACUAUUUAACGCAAAUCGAAUUAGAUUUACCGGGAUUGAAAUCACUGAACUUAAUGAUCAACUACCUAACCGAAAUGCCUCCACUCCCACCGAAACUACUCAAAUUAAAUGUUGGUUUCAACAAUUUAAAGACAUUGGCCUUUUCUCAUGAAACUAUCACGGAAUUACGUCUUUCUGGAAAUAAUAUCAACUACGUUUCGCCAGAUAUAUCAUUUCCAAAUGCAAAACUCGUUGAUUUAUCACAUAACCACAUUUGUGAAUUUCCUCCGAUUGAUAAACUUUUUCCGAAGGUCGAAUUACUUCAACUUACAGCUAAUUUUCUUGUUGAAUCACCAUGCUCACUACCAGAUACGUUAAUUAAGUACGAUAUCUCUUAUAAUAUGAUUCCUCACAUUAAAGAGCCAUUAACACAUCUUGUGAACUUAACUCACCUCGAUAUCAGCAAUAACCUGAUUGAUGAGUGUCCAGAUAUCCCUCCAAAUGUCAAAUCUUUGACCACAGACCACAAUCAUUUCAAAUCUGUCCAAAAAAUGACAAAUCAGAAUGUACGACUCAUGAUAUUACUAGAGAAUCAAUUACAAGAGCUUCCAGACCUUUCUGCAUCGAAAGUUGCCACAUUAUGUCUAAAUAGAAAUGAAAUUUCGGAUAUAUCGCAUGCAGAACGAAUUCCAGACACUAUACAACAAAUAGAGCUCAUAUCCAACAAACUUACCACAUUAAAUCUUGAAUUUCUUGCAAAAGAAAAUAUAAAAACAUUAACUCUCACAAAUAAUGGAAUUACUACUCUCCCUAAAGAGAUUGUCAACACCAAACUCAAAGCCCUUCUUCUUGGCGAGAAUCCUCUAUCAUCACUUCCGAAAUUACCUCCAACUUUAAAUUGCAUCUCCUGCAACUCCUGUAAGUUCACAGAAUUCCCGGACGUGGUCUAUACACUCACGAAACUCACGCACGUCGACUUCUCCUGCAAUCAGAUCACUUGUGUCGCAACAAUUCCGUCAGUUUUUGUAAAUCUCAACUGUAAUCAGAUCGAUUCCUUCCCGUUGAUCUACAAGAACACUCAGACAUUGUUGCUGGCUCACAACAAGCUCAGAUCGUUCAAAAUUGCAGGAAAAGCUCUUGUAAAUUGCGAUGUUUCCCAUAACAUGAUCAAAGAGAUCUUUUUGAACCCAUCAAACGAGAUCCACGUGAUCAAACUUGCAUUUAACCCAUUGAAAUACGAAAUUGACUUGAAUUGGUUCCCUAAUAUCGAUUCUUUAGAUAUCUGUGCUACAAAAUGCCGAGUAUUGAACAUGAAGGACCACAAGAGGCUCCAGGAAGUCGCCCAGGAUUACGAUGACACCGAUUUCAUCCAGAAACGUAAUGCGACCAUAAAACUAUUCAAUUGUCACAAAACCGUCGGUUACUAUGAAUUUAUCGGUGUCCGACCAACUAUGGAAGAUUCUUUGAUUAUGCGGCAAAUUAAUAAAGAAACUAGAUUAAUUGCCGUUUUAGAUGGCCAUGCCGGAAAUAAGACCGCAUGUGUCGGCGCAUUUUACAUUCCAGAAUUAUUUACAAAGAUCGGAGCAAAUGCGUUAUUAAACGACAUUCCUGCAAUUAUCCAUGAACUGAAUCUCAAGAUCGGAAAGAUGGGAUUGAAAGACGGUGCCACUCUUGCGUUGGCCAUUGUCAAACCAGAUGAAAUAGGCAUUGCACACCUUGGAGACGCGAGAUGUGUUGUUAUAAGGAAAGAUGGAAGUGUCUUGGAAUUGACGGUCGACCACAAAGCGACAGAUAGAAUGGAAUACGAUUUGCUCAAGGAAAAGAGAUGUUUCUUGCAGUUCGGAAGAGUGAAUGGAACAUUGGCUGUAUCUAGAACAAUAGGAGAUUUGGAUCUUGAAGGUGUGUUGAGGAUACCUGGAAUGACUGUCCACAAAAUAAACAAGGAAAAUGAUAUAAGAUUGUUGGUUGCUUGCGAUGGAAUUUUCGACGUUUUGUCGUCGGCUGAAACAGGAAAAAUAAUUGCGGCCGAACCUGACUGCGCAAGAGCUGCGGCAAAGUUGGUUUCUAUCGCGUAUUCAAGAGGUUCUGCUGAUAAUAUGUCUGCAAUUGUUGUCAACUUGGAACAACAAACUGGUUUCUUGUCUAAAUUCUUCUAA
Messenger RNA from Trichomonas vaginalis G3, 2478 nucleotides. RefSeq lists its product as uncharacterized. Bases 1 to 2478 code for a protein of 825 amino acids. Gene Ontology annotation, molecular function: protein binding. The record is from RefSeq and is a predicted model, not a curated record. Lineage: Eukaryota; Parabasalia; Trichomonadida; Trichomonadidae. The transcript has a single exon.